Molecule: messenger RNA, 1143 nt
Organism: Phaeoacremonium minimum UCRPA7
Lineage: Eukaryota; Fungi; Ascomycota; Sordariomycetes; Togniniales; Togniniaceae
Product: putative homocysteine synthase protein
Exons: 3
Coding region: 1-1143 (380 amino acids)
Biological process (GO): transsulfuration
Molecular function (GO): pyridoxal phosphate binding; transferase activity, transferring alkyl or aryl (other than methyl) groups
Source: RefSeq, a predicted model, not a curated record
AUGGGUAACAUCUAUUCACGUCUGAUGAACCCUACCGUAGACGUCUUUGAGAAACGCAUUGCGGCUCUCGAGGGUGGCAUCGCCGGGCUCGCUACCGCCUCGGGCCAGGCGGCACAGUAUCUGACACUGACCAGUCCGACCAGGCCUGGGGACAAUAUCGUGGCCAGCUCGCAUCUGUACGGCGGUACAUACAACCAGUUGAGCGUGCUCCUCCCCCGCUUCGGUGUGACGACCAAGUUCAUACGCAGCGUGCAACCUGCCGACUUUGCCGCAGCCAUUGACGAUAAAACGAAAGCCAUCUAUGUCGAGAGCAUUAGUAAUCCAGACAAUGUUGUACCGGACCUUGAGGAAAUUGCCAAGAUUGCCCAUGACCAUGGAAUACCCCUGAUUGUCGACAACACGCUCGGUGCCGGCGGCUAUUAUAUCCGCCCCAUCGAGCACGGCGCGGACAUUGUCGUCCACUCAGCUACCAAGUGGAUCGGCGGCCACGGAACCACUAUUGCCGGGGUAAUCAUCGAUUCGGGACGAUUUGACUGGGGCAAGAACGCUGCCCGAUUUCCGGAAAUGGUCGAGCCAUCGCCAGCGUACCACGGCCUCCGGUACUUACCCAGCUUCGGUCCGUUCUCGUUCAUCAUGCGCGCUCGUGUGGAGCUGCUCCGCGAUAUGGGUCCCUGCCUGAGCCCCUUUGCCGCGCAGCAGUUAUUGAUCGGCCUCGAGACUCUGGGCCUGCGCGCGGAGCGGCAUGCGCAGAACACAGCCCAGUUGGCAGAGUACUUUGCAGCCCAUCCAGAGUACGUGAGUUGGACCCUGUGGCCCGGAUCAGAGCAGCACCCCAGCCACGCAGCGGCGAAGAAGUACCUGAAGCGUGGCUUUGGUGGCAUGCUGAGCAUUGGAGUGAAGGGCAAUGCCGAGGCAGGAACCAAGGUAGUGGAUAGCCUGCAACUGGUGUCGAAUCUCGCCAAUGUGGGCGACGCCAAGAGUCUGGCUAUCCAUCCAUGGUCGACGACUCACGAGCAGCUGUCGGUGGAGGAGAAAACGGCAUCGGGGGUUACGGAGGACAUGAUCCGUAUCUCAGUAGGGAUCGAGCACAUUGAUGACAUUAUUGCCGAUUUCAAACAGGCAUUCCAAAAGGUCUUCGGCUAG